This is a messenger RNA of Schistosoma spindalis, 1294 nucleotides long. NCBI's taxonomy places the organism in Eukaryota, Metazoa, Platyhelminthes, Trematoda, Strigeidida, Schistosomatidae. The record is from the annotation of a GenBank genome assembly.
GAUUUUAUAACAAGUAUUACCAAACAAAAAUGAAUUUACUGGAUUCUUGGUUGGAUAAAUUAGAAAUUGAAAAUAGUAGUAAACAUGAUAACAGAUCUUUAAUGGAAUAUCAUCUCAAUUCAUGGCUAAACAAAAUAUUAGAUCACCCUACAAUAAAUAAAAUUGUUUGCAUCACUUCUGGAGGUACUAUUGUUCCGUUAGAAACAAAUAUGGUUAGGUAUAUUGAUAAUUUCAGUACAGGUUUAAGAGGUGCACUUUCUGCGGAAUAUUUUCUACGCUCAAAUUAUGCUGUAUUAUACUUUCAUCGUAAAGGUUCCUUACUACCAUUUUUACAUCGUUUAACCAAUCAACAACAAAAUUAUCACCGAGAAGAAGAAGAACAACAACAACAAAAGUGUACAAAAGAGGUGGAUUCAGAGAAAUUAACUAAUACUACUACUAAUAAUAGUAGUAAUAGUAACCAAAAUAACAUCGAAAUAUUUAAUUGGUUCAUGUUUAAUCCACAAGAGAAUAAGUUACAAUUAAAAGAGAAUUCUGUACAGUUUUUAAGUUCAAUAUUCAAUCAAUAUACUAUGUAUGGUCAGUACUUAUUUACACUAGAUUUUGAAACGAUAGAGGAUUAUUUAAUCGGUUUACGUUGGAUAGCAAAACAAUUAGAAGCGAUUCAUGUAAACAGAAGCAGUACACAAAAACAAAUUCAUUUGUCCUUUUAUUUAUCUGCUGCUGUCUCCGAUUACUAUUUAAAUAGAGAAUAUCGUCCAGAGCAUAAAAUACAAACAAAAUCAAUAUUAUCUACUACUGCUAAGAGUAGUGAUGAUUAUUUAGACAAAUCUUUAUCAGGAAUAGAAGAUUUACACUUGUCAUUACAACCAGUACCUAAAGUUAUGAAAUUACUGACUACAUUAUGGUCACCUUCUUCAUAUGUUAUUAGUUUUAAACUUGAAACAGAUCAUCGAUUGUUACUAGUUAAAGCAAAACAAUCCCUUGAAAUGUACAAUCCCAAUGUGAUAGUUGCUAAUCUUUUACAAACCAGAUCAAAAGAAGUAUGGUUAGUAUUUAAACAGAAUAAUAAUAAACAGGACAUAACUGUUGAAUAUAUCAAUAUGGAGAAUAAUACUAAUGAAAUCAAUAAACGGCAAAUAAUAUCGCAAGAAAUUGAAUCUAUUCUAAUUCCUCGAUUGAUACAACUUCAUGAACAAACAAUUAAUCAAACUAUUAAGUAACAUUUAUAACCUUUGUAAGAUAAUAAUCUAUUCAGUUUUAUUAUUCCUUUGAAAUAAAAUCUGAUUGUAUA